Messenger RNA from Opisthorchis viverrini, 273 nucleotides. RefSeq lists its product as hypothetical. The record is from RefSeq and is a predicted model, not a curated record. Bases 1 to 273 code for a protein of 90 amino acids. Lineage: Eukaryota; Metazoa; Platyhelminthes; Trematoda; Opisthorchiida; Opisthorchiidae. The transcript has 3 exons.
AUGAAUUCGAUCCUUGACGAACAGGUUCCAAUCCAUGAAGCCGGUGAACACUCGUGCGCAGUGGGUGAUGUCACAGCUUGCGUUCAGCCACAUGUACAUCCACCUGAUCACUCAGAGCAACUUCCAGUCUACGUGAUAUUUUUAGAAGCGGCGGCCGGGUUGACCUUCAAAGAGGGUUUCAAUCGAAAACCCCUAAUCUGCAUUCAAUUACUUGUAUCCAUUUCUUUCCUCUGCCCAACUGAUCGGACUCCGAAUGAAAACAGAAUAUUUUGA